Molecule: messenger RNA, 1746 nt
Organism: Talaromyces atroroseus
Lineage: Eukaryota; Fungi; Ascomycota; Eurotiomycetes; Eurotiales; Trichocomaceae
Exons: 5
Coding region: 1-1746 (581 amino acids)
Biological process (GO): protein deubiquitination
Molecular function (GO): cysteine-type deubiquitinase activity
Source: RefSeq, a predicted model, not a curated record
AUGGCCGCUGCUUCAAACUCAAGUCUUGCAACUAUGGUGCAUGUCAAUGUGCAAUCGGAGGCCGAAUACGGCUGUGACAGCGAAGGGCGUGGUGCGGAUUUCGUCAUUGCAUUUAUGAAACAAGCUGCUAUGAGAAUACCCAAGAUUGGGGAGCCCCAAUCGCGGAAACACGAGGGUGCAAACGGGAUUAAAUCAUCAGCAACGGGAUCCCAGCGACUCUCUCUAAAGCCGAUGUACAUCUGUGUGAAUUGCUCUGAGAAGCACAGCAAUGGCGACCGACAGGUUCAUAGUGACAUGACGAAUCAUCUAUUCUAUAUCGAUAGCCGCACAGGUGCCCUCUUUUGCCAGGGAUGUCGUGAUUUCGUGUAUGAUCAUGAGCUAGAAAAAAUUGAGAGUCGGACAGCGGGGCUAUGGUCCCGGCAUUCAGAUCAGGACAGCCAGGAUGGAUCGCACGUCACAAGCUCAAUAGAGUCUACAGUACGGAAUGCGUAUACACAGGCUAAGCAGGCAGAUGUUAUAGCCCUGACACACGAAGUGGGCCUAUCGAAGCCUAGCAAGUAUAUUUUGGACAUUCUCGGGAAGAUGAGCAGCAAAUCAAGCAAGAAGCGAAAGGCCAGCGAGAUUUCGAUUGAGGAAAGUAACGAAGAUUAUAAACCGAUCAACGGUUUGGCGGACACCCGCAUCGGGAUCGAAGUGCCCGAGGCUGAUGAGACAUAUGUCAAGGCGAAUGCCACCAAACGGACAUGCCAAAGCGAAGGCGUCAGGGGCCUGUUUAACCUGGGACAAACCUGCUACAUGAAUGUGGUGCUACAGACCCUGUUGCAUGAGCCAUUGCUAAAUGCUUAUUUCUUGGGGAACGGGCAUAAGUACUACGACUGCCAGGUUGAUGGCUGCGUAUUGUGCGCGAUGAGCAGGGCAUUUGCCGAGUUUAAUGGAUGUGAUAAGAAGGAUGGGUUUACAGCGGAGCAACUUUUAUAUUCGACGUGGAAGAACCACCCUCCUCUCGCGGGUAAUCACCAACAAGAUGCGCACGAAUUCUAUCAGUUUCUUGCGGGUGGCCUACACACGGCAUCGUCGGAUGAAAAUGAUCAAUUGAAGUGCAAUUGUUUUUUCUGCAAGGCCUUAUUCGGCAAGUUUCAAAGCACAUUGACUUGCCCGAUUUGCAAUCACACCAGUCCGACUGAGCAGCCACUACUGGAGCUCAGUCUGGACGUGCAGCUACAUUCGAAGAAACGGCAGAUGAACGGCAAAGUACACGGGUCAACGUUGGUGACGCCAACGUUGGCAGGAUGUCUGCAAUCGUGGGUGAUGCCCGAGGAACUCAUUAUGGAGGGAUAUCAAUGCCAGGGCUGUCUCAGCUAUCCGGACAAGCUCACUAAACAGCUGAGGAUAAAGCAGUUGCCAGCCAUGUUGUGCAUGCAAAUGAAGCGCUUCGAACAAACCGACUCCGAAACGCGAAAGAUGCAAGGCAAAAUCGAUUUCCCGCUCGAAAUCAACAUGCAGCCGUACACGGUAGCAUCGAAAUCGCGAAAAGCACGGGGCGACACGUUCAUCUACGAUCUUGCAUCGGCGGUGGUGCAUGACGGCGCGGGCUUGAACGAGGGCCAUUACAUUGCGUAUAUACGACAGGGGGAUCGGUGGUGUCUGUUCAACGACGACAAGGUCACGCUGGUGUCUGAGGGAGAUGUGCUGAAUGCGGAUGCGUAUUUGCUGUUUUAUACGUUGCGAUCGCUGGGUGGGAAGUGA